GAAGGACUUAGAUUAUACUAAGAUUAUACUAAGGAUGGACACAGAGAGAGGGGAAAGAGAAGGGGAGCCGGCUGACCCCACUGGAGCCCUGUGUCCUGGGUGGGGGCAGGCUGCUACCAGUUCCCGUGUGGAAGUCUGUCUGGGUGGGAGAUGGGAGGGCCGGCUGGAGGCAGGGGCCAAACUGUUCUGUAGAUGAUCAUGGGGUAGGGAGGACAGAGGCACGGGGGAAGACCCCCAAAUAGGUCCCCUACGGGAGCUUGCUUGAGGAUGCUCAUCGCCACUGUGCUGUCGUGGGGAGCUGGAAGAGGCCUGGGGGUCCAUCACAGGGAGAGUGGGUAAGAGAGAGAAGGGGAUACCCACCGCCGGGUCUAUUCAGAUGACAGAUGCCGUGUGAGACGUACACAGGGCAACGUGAAUGAUGCUUACGGACGCUGAACACACAUUUGGCAAGCGCGCACACAACCAAAAAGCAGCGCAUCAAACACGCUGGAAUAGUUGCCUGUGGUGGGGAGCAAUGGAGUGGGACAUAGAAUUAAAAGGGAAUAAAUGAAUAAAUAGAAUCAAAGAGAGGUCUUGCACAGACAAGUGUCUGUCCCGAACUGAAAAUUAUGAUUAACUUGUCCCUCUGAACCCAAGGCCUGAAAAGUGGACGUAGGAAAAAAGUAUAAGAGAAAGAGUAAGAAAGCCCAGGUCUAGCCUGAGUCUUGUUACUAACUUGCUGUGUGACCAUAGGCAAGCCCCUUCACCUCUCUGUGCCUAGUUUCCACGGGUUAAAAAAAAAAAAUCAAUUUUCAGAUCUCUUCCAGCUCUGAGUUUUUGUGAACCACAAUGAAUGAUCUUGGGUUACCUGGUAAAGAAGCCAAUAAAAGCUUUAUGGAGUGGUAGGGCUUGAACUUUAAAAAUGGGGGGUUUGGGAGACAUAAAGAAAAGGAGGGUAGUUCUCAAGCAGGGGAAACAUUGAAAGCAAAGCCAUGAAGAUUACAGCAGAUGGCUAUGAAAAGUCUGACCGAGGGCUCAGUGUAUCUGGCGGGGCCUUAGCCCAGUUCUUCCCUGGGACUCCCUAGCCUGGCUGGGGAUACCACCUGCAAUCCAACAGCCAAGUCAGAGACCUUUCAGUCCUCCCAGUUCAGGUGUUCACCAGUUACCAAAUCAUGUCUACCCACCCCGAUUCCCACUCUAAUGCCACCCUAGUCCCAGGCUUCAAGCCUGGCCUCUACUAUGGACCAUUCUUCCUCCAUUCCCCCAGAGUAUUCUUUCUUUACCUCAAGACUGACCACGUCACUUCUGGGCGUGUGAUCCUUCGACCUGCCCUGACCUCAGCUGAGGUUCUCCACCUUUGUUCUGCUGCUGCACCUUUUGAAUAUAAACACAGCCAUCAGCAAUGCUGCUCAACACAGACACUGAUUCUCACCCAGAGAAGAUGUCAGAAUUCCAAAGUCUUAGGGAGAGGGGACAGUGAGAAUCCCUGGCUGUAGGACACGGCCUUUAUCACAUCAUUCAGAACAUCUUGAAUGAUGCCCUUGAACCAGCACUUCCCACUGCUCCAGCUCCAGUUCCAUCACUCCCUGACCCUCACAAGUUAAGCUCCAAGCAAUUUUUAGUUCCGUGAAUGUGAACACAUCACGCAUACUCACAGUUCUGUGGCUUUGCCCAUCUUGUUCCCUCUGCCUGGAAUAUACCAGUUCCUCCACCACCAACCUGUCUGCCUUGCAAAUCCUACUCACCCUGCAAAACCCAGCUCAGAUGCCACCUCCUCUGAGCAGCCCUCUCUACUUCUUCUUACACAGACAGAACUAAUACCCCCGUUUGUGCCACCCUGCACCAUGAAUAUGCCUGAGGAUUUUCAUGCCUCCCACAGUGCUGUCAUUGAGUCCUGGUCUAUGUCCCUGAUAGACCCCUGAUAGGCUGUGACUCCUUGCAGGUGUGCACAGUAUGGUGGAUUUAUCAUUGCAUCCCCUGCACCAGCCCAGUACCAACACAUGGGGCCAUAGUGCAAGUUUGUUCCAUUGGGUUUAAUAUGUGUUUGGCAGGUAAUGGUUCUUCCUUUUUACUCCCCACAGAAAACAAGUGAUUGCUUUUCUUUCCUCAUUUUUGGAAGCCCUGCCUACCACACAGCUGCAGUGGACAUCCCGGUUCCUUGAUGGACGAAGAAGGCCAACUGACCCAGCCUCAAGACCAGAGCUGCUGGGCCACCCUGCCCGAUGUGUGCCUACAUCGUAUUUUCUGGUGGCUGGGAGACAAGGACAGGUCCAGAGCAGCCCUUGUCUGCAGAAGGUGGAACCAGAUGAUGUAUUCGGCCGACCUCUGGCGAUACAGGGCCAUCACGUUUAGUGGGAGACAUUCCAGGGUACACGCGUACGAAUUUGAGUCGGCUGUUUGGUAUGUUAAGAAAUUUGGUCGUUAUCUGGAGCACCUGGAGAUCAAAUUCCUGACUCCUUACAGCGUUGUCCUGACCAAGAAGUUCCAGGUCACCAUGCAAGGCCUUCUGUCGUGUCUGGGCAAGAGAAACAACCGUCUGAAAUCUCUCUCCAUCCAGUACCUGGAACUGGACCGCCUGGUCUGGAGGAACAGCGUCAGAAGCUUGUUCUUGAAAAGCUUGAGCUCCUUCUUGAAGAAAAUGGGCAAACACCUGGAUCAUCUCAACCUAAAAGGGGCCAGGCUCACCGUGGAGCAGGGCUGCCACAUCCUCAACUCCCUGAGCUACUUACGGACAGAGAGUGCGGUGUCAGAGCUCAACAUCGAGGACUAUUUCAGCCACCGCCUCGCUGUCUACAGCAGCCCCCAGUUCAACCAGACCAUGGCCACGUUCCGCAACCUGGUGUCCCUGACCCUCAACUACAACUGCAUCUCCGAUGAGCUGCUGGAGAACUUGGGUGAGAACAAUGCCGGCACCCUCUGGAGCAUGAACAUCAAGUGCCACGUUCAUGACCCCCACGGGCAGGUCGUCUGGGGCAUGUCCUGGGCCAAGCUGGCCAGGUACGCCACCAAGCUGAAAGUCAACUUCGUCUUUGAGAAAGUCGUGCAGUAUGAGCGCUUGGCCCGGAUCCUCCUACAGGAGAUCCCGAUCAGGAGCAUCAGUCUGCGAAACUGCUCUUUCAGCAACCCCGACUGGUCCAUGAAGCCCACUCUGACGGAUCUCCUGCCCACCUUCCGGCACACUCUGCAGAAACUAAGUUUUGAGUUCAACAACAACCAUGAGUCUCUGGACGAGGAGCUGCACCUCCUCAUCUUAUCCUGCAGGGAGUUGUUUUACUUCAACAUCUGGGCUUUCCUUGAUGUUAACUUUGUGGAGCAGAUCCUGAAGAGUCAGGAAGAAGGGCGGUGUGCCCUGCGCACACUCAAGCCACAGAACUGAAAGCCCAAAGCCGCUUGGAGCAGUGUCUUACUCGGGGACCCUGACUCUUGCUAAUCUCCCUCCGGAAAAGGUGUAAGUAGCCAGAGAGCAAAUGGAGCUGCAUUUUCCUCUGACUGUCAGCGUCAGUUCAGAAACACUUUCUAUCCCGGCUGACCUUCACGUGAGAGCCUUCUGCCACUGACGCUGGCCAGGCCUGAUCUCAGAUGAAAGAAAUUCACCAGCACAUCCUAGAGUGAAGCAGGGAAAUUCCCUUGUUUAGAAGGAGCCUGCUCAGAGCGGGAACUCCCUCCCACAGGAGAUCAGCCCCUAAUUUAUCAGUGUUGUGGACUUGUGUCUCCCACAUCUGCUUUUCUGGGGUCUCCUUUAUUCCCCAUCCAGGCAGCAUGGCGCCCAGCCUGCUACAAACGUUCAGUUCUCAUGUGGGGCUGAACCAGAAGUGGCCUUUACACUCAUAUUCACAAAGAAUCUGUAAUGUCCUGGAGAACUAUUCCUAAUGUGAUGUUAAGUGAAACUGUGUUUAGCGUGAUACCGAUCAUGUAAAAACACAAACACAGUUUUGUGGGUUUUUUUGCAGUACGCGGGCCUCCCACUGUUGUGGCCUCUCCCAUUGCAGAGCACAGGCUCCGGACGCGCAGGCCCAGCGGCCAUGGCUCACGGGCCCAGCCGCUCCGCGGCAUGUGGGAUCUUCCCGGACCGGGGCACGAACCCGCGUCCCCUGCAUCUGCAGGCGGACUCUCAACCACUGCGCCACCAGGGAAGCCCUACAGGGGUUUUUUUAAGCAUAGAAGAGAUAUACCAAAAAUCUUAAUAGUUAUCUCUGGGUGGUGGGAUUAUGGGUGAUUUUUAUUUCCCUUUUCAUGCUUUCCCCUAUCUCUCAAAUUUUCUACAAAGACCAUGUGUUAUUUUUAUAGUCACAGGGAAAUCUGAUGGGUUUUAAACGGGGAAUAAGGGUAAAUUCCUGAGCCCAUGCCAUUGACAUAGAUUGCUUUUGGUCUUUUGAGAUUUUUGUGCAUAUAGUUGCUUAUGGGGGGGUUUCCAAUAGAUAAAAAUGAAUGUAUCUCAGAA
This is a messenger RNA of Lagenorhynchus albirostris (white-beaked dolphin), 4420 nucleotides long. RefSeq names its product F-box protein 39 (gene FBXO39). The transcript is spliced from 3 exons. The record is from RefSeq and is a predicted model, not a curated record. The coding region runs from base 2141 to 3355 and encodes 404 amino acids. Lineage: Eukaryota; Metazoa; Chordata; Mammalia; Artiodactyla; Delphinidae. Gene Ontology annotation, molecular function: protein binding.